Messenger RNA from Protopolystoma xenopodis, 429 nucleotides. The record is from the annotation of a GenBank genome assembly. NCBI's taxonomy places the organism in Eukaryota, Metazoa, Platyhelminthes, Monogenea, Polystomatidea, Polystomatidae.
AUGCCCGAAUUCUGCUACGCUUUUUCUAGUUGUGAAGAUGCUCAAGCCUCGAGCGGAGCAGAUGCAUUUCUCGGUGAUACCAGCAUUUUCAGCUCCGGCAUGUCGCCAAAGACGUACUCGUCAGGCGCUGUAAUCGAUGCCACCGCCGUUGCCGUCACCGCCGCCGCCUACCAGAACUACUACCCGAUGGUGCCAUCUCGUCUGGAGCCGACAUUCCGUAGGUCGGAGACGGCCGGAGGCGUGUUGACACCGACUGCGUUGGGGCUCGGUCCUGGGGCUCUGGUCCCGGGGCAGGGCAGCUGCCUCAGCGGCGAGACGCAGCAGAUGGUACGCCCGCCGGCCGGCCCACUGCAUGGCCUCAUGUUGCAUUCGCCAUCACCUUCCACGGCUCUCAUGAACACCGGCUCUUCUGCCUACUUUCAGGCCUAG